UUUCUUUCUAUCCCUCUCUUCCUGGAUUUCAGCUACAGGCCACGCUUCUGAUCUAGUGAGACUCUUCGACCCCUCGUCGUCUCCAUCAUGACCGACCCUGCCGCGGACCUCCCGUUCUUCUAUGGCAGCAUCAGUCGCUCGGAGGCCGAGGACCACUUGAAACUGGCUGGCAUGGGAGAUGGCCUCUUUCUCCUGCGCCAGUGUCUCCGCAGCUUGGGUGGCUAUGUCCUGUCCUUGGUCUGGAACCUUGAGUUCUACCAUUACUCCAUAGAGAAACAGUUGAAUGGCACGUAUUGCAUCGCGGGUGGGAAGCCUCACUGUGGACCUGCUGAGCUCUGUGAGUACUACAGCAAAGACCCAGAUGGGCUCGUGUGCACCUUGAGGAAACCCUGCCUGCGAUCAGCCGAAACAGUAAUCAAGACGGGCGUCUUUGACAGCCUGAGGGACAAUAUGCUCAGGGAAUAUGUGCGUCACACCUGGAACCUGGAGGGGGAGGCCAUGGAGCAAGCCAUCAUAAGCCAGGCCCCACAGCUAGAAAAACUGAUUGCCACCACAGCGCAUGAGAAAAUGCCCUGGUUCCAUGGCAAGGUCCCUCGGCAGGAGGGUGAGAGACUACUGUACUCAGGUUCUCAGCCGGAUGGAAAGUUCCUAGUUCGAGAGAGAGAAGAAUUUGGCACCUAUGCGCUGUCAGUGACAUACGGAAAAACUGUAUACCAUUAUCAGAUCUUACACGACAAAUCAGGGAAAUACGCAAUGCCAGAAGGAACUAAAUUUGACACUGUGUGGCAGCUGGUUGAAUAUUUAAAGAUGAAGCCUGAUGGUCUUGUGACUGUACUGAGAGAACCGUGUAUCAACCAAAACAAUGCACCAGCAGCUCUUGUAAACGCUCCGAGAAGACAGAGAGGUAAUGGAUACACACCGCCCCCUAUGGUGCCUUUUGGAUCCGAUUUUCCACGUCCAUCUUUGCCCAUGGACCAUGAUGCAUUCACCAGUCCUUAUGAUGAUCCAAAUGAAUGCAAGAAGAAGACCCUGUUCAUCAAGAGAGACAAGCUCAUGGUGGACGAGGUGGAGCUUGGUUCGGGCAACUUCGGCUGUGUCAAGAAAGGUGUCUUCAAAAUGGAAAGCAAACAGAUUGAUGUGGCAAUUAAAGUGUUGAAGAACGAGAAUGAAAAAUCAGUAAAAGAUGAAAUGAUGCGAGAGGCCCAUAUUAUGCAUCAGCUGAGUGACCCGUUCAUCGUGCGCAUGAUUGGACUCUGUGAGGCCGAAGCGCUCAUGUUGGUGAUGGAGAUGGCCCCCGGUGGCCCGCUCAACAAGUUUCUCUCUAGCAAGAAGGACACGAUCACUACUGAAAACAUUGUGAUGUUAAUGCAUCAGGUCUCAAUGGGGAUGAAGUAUUUAGAAGGAAGGAACUUUGUGCACAGAGACCUGGCUGCACGUAAUGUACUAUUGGUCAACCAGCAAUAUGCCAAAAUCAGUGACUUCGGCCUCUCGAAGGCACUGGGUGCAGAUGACAACUAUUACAAGGCCCGGACAGGUGGAAAAUGGCCUCUGAAGUGGUAUGCGCCAGAGUGCAUUCAUUUUCACAAGUUUUCCAGCAAAAGUGAUGUUUGGAGCUUUGGCAUUACGAUGUGGGAGGCCUUCUCCUUUGGAGGGAAGCCUUAUAAGAAAAUGAAAGGCCCAGAAGUAAUGAGUUUUCUUGAAAGUGGUAGCCGUAUGGAUUGCCCUGCUGGAUGUCCUGAGACCAUGUAUGAACUGAUGAAAGAAUGCUGGACAUACAAGCAUGAAGAACGGCCAGGCUUUGUCAAAGUGGAGGAGAAGAUGAGAACUUUCUAUUACUCCAUUUGCAAAAAGAUACCGGAUUACAUGAAAACAGAGAAUGGAAAGCCUCCUAACUGAUCAGAGGGGCAAAUGGAAACAUUUCAAGCCAGGACAGAAUGAAAACAUCAGAAAAUCUGUUUUAAAAUAUAUGUUACUGUAAUAUUAUGUCUAUCAAACUAUCUGACUGAGCAAUGCAAGUAAUCUUUUUUUUAAUUAUUAGCUUGUCACUAUCAGUGCUCAUAAUACUAUUUUCAGCCAGUGCCUAUUUACUAUUUAAAUAUGUUAUAUAAUAGUUGGUUAUCAAAAGAAAAUACUUUUUCCCUGCAAAAGUUUUUCAGUUAAUGAAAUCAGAUGGAUGUAUUUUCUCCACCCAUUAACACUUUCAAGAUGAAAGUACAUAUUUACUCAAACCUUAUGGUCUUGUUCUCUUUGUUAAAUAUUCUGUGAUGGUAUGUUUCCUGUUAUUCUUUUUGUUUAACAACAUAUAUAUGUUCUCAAACUUUUGUAUUUUAAUUAAUUUUGUAUUGUAACAAUUCUUGAGUUUUCAAACUUGCAAUAAACUGCACAUGCCUCA
Molecule: messenger RNA, 2392 nt
Organism: Rhinichthys klamathensis goyatoka
Lineage: Eukaryota; Metazoa; Chordata; Actinopteri; Cypriniformes; Leuciscidae
Product: tyrosine-protein kinase ZAP-70
Exons: 13
Coding region: 88-1896 (602 amino acids)
Biological process (GO): protein phosphorylation; cell differentiation; intracellular signal transduction
Cellular component (GO): cytoplasm; extrinsic component of cytoplasmic side of plasma membrane
Molecular function (GO): ATP binding; non-membrane spanning protein tyrosine kinase activity; signaling receptor binding
Source: RefSeq, a predicted model, not a curated record